AUAAAACACCUUGCAUGUAACAACAUUCUAAACGGAAGUAAUUGAGUCUAUCCAAUUAUUGGAGACAAAUCAGCAAAUCCUCCCCCAUUCACUCUAUCCAAUUAAACGGUCUCUCUCACCCUCCUUCACCCCCUUCCUUCCAAUCACAGAAAUGCACUCCUUAAUCUCUACGUCACCAAUUUCUCCAUCGUUCGAACCCUACACUUCACUCACCGCACUUCCUUCUUCUCCGGCACCCUUCAGUUUCCGUUUCUGCGGUCUCCGGCGAGAGGUUCUACAGUUAUCUCAGCCCAAAUACAGAGUAGUUAGUGGUUUAUCAAAGAAGACCGGGAAUUACGUUACAGCAGCUUCGCCAGGCAGCAAUGGAAGUCCUCCAAAGUCUUUUGAUUAUGAUCUGAUUAUAAUCGGAGCGGGAGUUGGUGGCCAUGGUGCUGCAUUGCAUGCUGUUGAAAAGGGUCUAAAAACAGCUAUCAUCGAAGGUGAUGUGAUAGGAGGAACAUGUGUAAACAGAGGAUGUGUUCCUUCUAAAGCUCUUCUUGCUGUUAGUGGUCGCAUGAGGGAACUCCAAGAUGACCAUCACAUGAAAGCUUUAGGCAUACAGGUGUCAGGUGCUGGAUACAACAGACAGGCAGUAGCUGAUCAUGCAAGUAAUCUUGCUUCAAAAAUUCGCAACAAUUUGACCAAUUCACUAACUGCACUUGGUGUAGACAUAUUGACCGGUUUUGGUUCAAUUCUGGGUCCCCAAAAGGUGAAAUUUGGAAAGGAUAACAUGAUAACUGCAAAGGAUAUAAUAAUUGCUACAGGAUCAGUCCCUUUUGUCCCUAAAGGCAUUGAAGUUGAUGGGAAGACUGUUGUUACUAGUGAUCAUGCUCUAAAACUGGAGUUUGUUCCUGAAUGGAUAGCCAUUGUAGGAAGUGGAUAUAUUGGACUUGAAUUCAGUGACGUGUACACUGCACUUGGUAGUGAGGUCACAUUUAUUGAAGCUCUUGAUCAACUUAUGCCUGGAUUUGAUCCUGAGAUUAGCAAGUUAGCUCAAAGGGUUCUUAUAAAUCCAAGAAAGAUUGACUAUCAUACAGGAGUAUUUGCUACCAAGAUCACCCCUGCAAAGAAUGGGAAACCUGUCAUGAUUGAACUUAUUGAUGCCAAAACAAAAGAACCAAAAGAAACACUAGAGGUAGAUGCAGCACUAAUUGCCACUGGAAGAGCUCCAUUCACAAAAGGUCUUGGAUUGGAAAAUAUCAAUGUGGAGACACAACGUGGUUUUGUUCCUGUUGAUGAGCGUAUGCGGGUGAUUGAUGCAAAGGGAAACCUGGUUCCUCACUUAUAUUGCAUUGGAGAUGCAAAUGGCAAAUUGAUGCUUGCUCAUGCUGCUAGUGCACAGGGAAUUUCAGUUGUUGAGCAAGUGAGUGGAAAAGAUCAUGUUCUGAACCACUUAAGUAUCCCAGCAGCUUGCUUCACCCAUCCUGAAAUCAGUAUGGUGGGAUUGACCGAGCCUCAAGCAAAGGAGAAAGCAAAAAAAGAAAAGUUCAAGAUAAGUGUCGCUAAGACAAGUUUCAAAGCCAACACAAAAGCUUUGGCAGAAAAUCAAGGAGAGGGUCUUGCCAAGUUGAUAUAUAGGGCGGAUACGGGAGAGAUUCUUGGAGUGCAUAUCCUGGGGAUGCAUGCAGCUGAUCUUAUCCAUGAAGCAUCCAAUGCCAUGGCAUUAGGCACUCGCAUUCAGGACUUAAAAUAUGCAGUUCAUGCACAUCCCACCCUUUCAGAAGUACUUGAUGAGCUUUUUAAAUCAGCCCAGGUCAAUGUAGAUGAACGCAAGCCAGUAGCAGUAUAAUUCAGGCAAAAAGUAAGCGGCUUACAUCAAACAAAUGCAUAUUCUGAGUUUGUUUUUUUGUUACUUGUGUUCAUAUGUUUACAUUCUGUUUAUAUUUGGGUUUUUUUUUUAUUGUAAAUUCUACUCAAAUUUGUCGUUGUAUUCAAUACUCUUAGGUUAUUCUAAAGAGUUAAAUGCAAGAGCUAGCGAUAUACUUUCA
This is a messenger RNA of Lactuca saligna, 2027 nucleotides long. The record is from the annotation of a GenBank genome assembly. Lineage: Eukaryota; Viridiplantae; Streptophyta; Magnoliopsida; Asterales; Asteraceae.